AUGGCGACCACUGCCAUGGCGUCCUCUCUGGUUAGGUCCACUCGCGAUUGCAUUCCCGAGGAGCCCAGCGUUUCUUCCGUCGCCCCUUCUCUCACCUACUCGGAAGAGUCAGAGGACCAAGACGAAGAGCCCCAAGCCGAGCCCCCGCGCAGACGGCGCGCUUCGACGCGGCUGAUUGCACAGAGCCCCGCCGACAUCCAACGCAUCACUGGCGAAUCAACAGCCCAGUUGAUCCAGAGAUGCUGCGGUGGCGGCUGCUGCAUGAAGCUGGGGGCCAAGAAGGAGGGCCUCGAGUACGAGAGCAUCCCCUUGCCCGACAACGACGCAUACAAGUCACUCGCUCUCAAGAUUGGCGACAUCCCCACAAAGUUGACCAACAUUGCCGACUUGCCCGAGCAGACCGUCUUCUUCGAGCCAGUGCCUCGGCCCGCCGCGGCCACCUCCUCCCCCACAGACUCUGCCAUAUCGCUGGGCGCCGACGCUCGCGAGAACAAGGACGCCGAUCUCGCCACCGUCCAGGACCGACUCAAGGACUUCACCCUUGACAACACCGACACCGCCAAGGAACCCCCCCGAUAUGUGCAGCCGCACCCCCCGUACCACGUCUACGCCGCCCGAAUCGACUCGGCUCGCGAGCUGACGAAGCCCGGCGCCGAAAAGCGCACUUACCACUUUGACCUCGACAUCACAAGCUACCCGGGCGGGGAGGACAUGGACUUCAGAGUCGGUGGUGCCAUUGGGGUCACGGCCCCCAAUGACAGUGCCCGCGUCGAUGACGUUUUCGACGCGCUCAUGGUGCCUCGGUUCCUGCGGGACAAGCCGGUUCUCCUCAAGACCACCAAGGGCCGAUGGCCGACCGUGUGGGGCGACGACCAGGCCCGCGAGCUGCUCCUGCGCAUCCUCGCCGAGUACGCCGAGGACCCCAACGAGAAGAAGCUCUUGACGUUCCUCUGCUCCGCCGAGGGCCAGGGCGUCUUCUGCGACUUCCGCACCGGACCCCACGUCUCCUUAUCUCAGCUGUUGCACGCAUUCCCCAGCUCCCACCCUCCCAUGGACCUGCUGCUUUCUGCUCUGCAGACGUUGAUGCCGCGUUUCUACUCCCUCUCCAACGACCCCCACGACGCCUACAAGACCCGCGACGGCAAGGUGCACCGGUUGGUCGAGAUUGCCGUCACAGUUCAUGAGACUGCUGACUGGCGUGGUGGUCUCCGCACCGGUAUCGGGUCCGGCUUCUUCGAACGCCAGGCCCAGAAGUGGCUCGAGGCCAAGCGCAGCGGAGAGACCCCCGAGAUCUACAUCCCCAUGUUCAAGGGCCUCAUGGCCAACCCUCUUGCCAAGCAGUUCGUCUCGGACGGUCCCAUGCUGCUGAUUGGUGCUGGUGUCGGCAUUGCCCCGUUUAGAGGCUUUGUCCAGCGUCGCCUGAAGACGGCCAACUGCGCAAACAAGGUCUGGGUUCUCCAAGGCAUCCGCGACUCGCUCGUCGACGAGAUCUACAGCGGCGAGUGGGGCGUACACGAGGACGAGGUCAAGCGCGUCGUGCAAAGCCGUCGCGGCGAGAGUCGUUACGUCCAAGAGGAGGUGCGCAACCAAGCCGACCUCGUAUGGUACAUUGCCAACGCUGUCGAUGGUCGCGUCUUUGUGUGCGGGAGCACCAAGGGCAUGGGCGAGGGUGUUGAGGAGGCCCUCGUCGAUGUCGCCAUGCAGAAGGGCAACCUCGAGCGCGAGGAAGCCAAGAAGUACUGGGACCUCAAGAAGGAGGCCGGCCAGUACAUCGCCGAGACGUGGUAG
Colletotrichum spaethianum is the source of this 1788-nucleotide messenger RNA. Its product is annotated as putative FAD-dependent monooxygenase. Lineage: Eukaryota; Fungi; Ascomycota; Sordariomycetes; Glomerellales; Glomerellaceae. The record is from RefSeq and is a predicted model, not a curated record. Gene Ontology annotation, biological process: homocysteine metabolic process. Gene Ontology annotation, cellular component: cytosol. The transcript has 2 exons. Gene Ontology annotation, molecular function: FMN binding; flavin adenine dinucleotide binding; [methionine synthase] reductase (NADPH) activity. The coding region runs from base 1 to 1788 and encodes 595 amino acids.